AUGAUCAACUCAGAGAGUGUAUCCAGGGCGAAUUCGGUAUCGCACACGGCAGCGACUUCUGCCAUGUUAUCGAAUUCGCAAUUGUUGAGUCCUAAUACACAAGUUGUGGUUGGGACACAUAAGUGUGAAAUUAUUGAGCACCUCGCGGAAGGUGGAUUUGCCCAUAUUUAUAAAGUGAAGUUUUUGGAACUUACCAAUGAAAUGGACGCAGGUAUCGAAACGAGGCUUCUAAAGGCCGGAGACGUUGCUUGUUUAAAGAGAGUGAUUGUUCCAGAUGAGAAUGGGCUAAACGAAUUGAGAAAUGAAGUGGAAACUAUGAAGCAGCUAAGGGGGUCUCCUAAUAUUGUACAAUACUAUGACUCCAAUGCUUCCAGGAGACCGGAUGGGUCCCCUGGGUAUGAGAUUCUACUCUUGAUGGAACUAUGCCCUAAGGGGUCAUUGCUUGACUAUAUGAACAAGAAACUAGCAACUAAAUUGAGUGAGAGUGAGAUAUUGAAGAUUAUGUUCGAUGUUACGAAUGCUAUUGCACAAGUGCACUAUUUGCCGACACCUUUGAUACACAGGGACAUCAAGAUUGAAAACGUGCUUGUUGACAAAGACGAUAAUUUCAAGCUUUGUGACUUCGGCUCCACUUCCGUGUGUUUCCCGAUUGUGUCAACCCAUCAAGACAUUGCUGUGUUGACAAAUAAUAUUUACGUGCAUACCACUCCUCAGUAUAGGUCCCCCGAAAUGAUAGAUCUUUAUCGGUGUCUUCCUAUCAAUGAGAAAUCCGAUAUUUGGGCACUUGGUAUUUUCCUUUAUAAACUUCUAUUCUACACCACACCAUUUGAAUUAACUGGCCAGUUUGCAAUCUUGCAUUCAAAAUACGAUAUUCCUCAGAAUGCCUACUCUUCAAAAUUGAUAAACCUUAUCAUAAUUAUGCUAGCCGAAAACCCCUCGUUGAGACCAAACAUCUACCAGGUAAUGUACCAUAUUUGUCAAAUUCUCAAGUGCGACGUUCCAUUCUCUGAUAAGUAUGAGUUAGGGCCUUACGAUUUUGAUAAAUACGCCCAAUAUCACUCAAAGCUACAACAAAUACAGUAUCAGAUGUUCGAACUGUACAACAAGAAAAAUAUAACUCCUGUUGACAUUGAUAACUUGAACAGCUUGUUCAUUCAGAAUUUUGAAAUUGCACCCAAAGAGCCUGUUUAUAAAGUUUCUGCCGCUGCAAGUCAGCCAGACUCAUCUGAGGACGAAUUGGAUAGUGAUCUUGAAAAAAUGGAUGAAUUCUAUCCAACUGUGGAAAAGUUGGAAUCUGGCAAUCUAAAGGGUAAAGAUGAUAACCAUCUGAAUGUAUCUUCCUCAUCCGUAAAGAAGUCGAAUUCUAGGAGCACCUCGGAAUUCUCCAAUAGGUCACAGAUCUCUUUGAGCUCUGUAGAUAAGGGUAGCUUCCAAGGGGCAAGGACUCCUCCACCACCUCCAGCUCCCAUUUCUCAGUCUCAAUUACAGCUACAAUUGCAGUACCCACAGCAACAACAAACACAACAAGCACAACAAACACAACAAGCACAGCAACAGUCACAAGCACAGCAACAACAACAACCAAAACCGAAGUCGCAGCAACAGCAGCAACAGAAUACAGAAAAUAUGUCUGCGACUAAACAACAUAAACAAUACAACCCUUUCCAAGCGCAAUAUCAACCUGAGUUGGGAUCAUCUGAUUAUUUCCAAGCUGAUAACGACCACUAUUUUAAGGAAACCCCUCCAAUGCAAAAGAUAAAUGAUAAAGCGUCAUCAUAUUUCCACCAACCGUCACCAGAGGACAACAAACAACCACCUAGUCUACAAGUUCCUACUCAGAAUCACAAGUUCGAUACUGGAGUAUCAAUUCCUGAGGUCACGACAACAAAUACUAAUACUGAAUAUCUGCUCGAUCUUUCACCUCCUCAAGGAAACGUCAGUAACAAUAAUAAUAAUAAUAAUAACCACAUAGUGUACUCGGUAUCAGGUGGUAUUCCAACAACUUUGCCCAGGAAUAUACCUACAAAUAUGCCUGAACAAGGAUUGUCAUCUCAGCCGUUGGUUCAAAGCAUUUCACAACAAAACCAAAACUCUGCAAACGUGCCUCCAGUUCAUCAACCUUUACAACAUCGUUUGGAUUUGACUUUUGACCAAGUCGACCUCUCGAAACACUCAUUAACCAGACAAUCCGACACUGAGGUGGAAGAAAGUGUUAUAUCCGAUGAGAGUAUCUCCCUUGAUCUCAAGCAGACAAAGACAAAGGAGGCCUCAGCAAAACCUAUUCAUAGACCUAUAUCCCCAGUAUUAGAGAACAAUGAUUUUCCAAAACCAAAGUCAAAAUCAUCGAAGGCUCCACAACGUAAAUCCUUGGACUUGAAGUACCAAGAAAUCAACCUCUCCAGUGAAGAUCAACGGAUACAGCGCAAGGCCGCCAAACCAUCCUUCUCGCGUAAUAGCAUUAGAAGAUCGGUGGAGAUGGAACGCAUGAAACAUGAUUCAAACAGUUCUAAUUCCAGAGACGACAGCAAGGAAUCCAAAAGAAGAUCCUUCUUCGGAGUAUUCAAAUAA
Molecule: messenger RNA, 2568 nt
Organism: Kluyveromyces marxianus DMKU3-1042
Lineage: Eukaryota; Fungi; Ascomycota; Saccharomycetes; Saccharomycetales; Saccharomycetaceae
Gene: AKL1
Product: serine/threonine protein kinase AKL1
Exons: 1
Coding region: 1-2568 (855 amino acids)
Biological process (GO): protein autophosphorylation; peptidyl-threonine phosphorylation; actin cortical patch assembly
Cellular component (GO): cytoplasm
Molecular function (GO): protein serine/threonine kinase activity; ATP binding
Source: RefSeq, a predicted model, not a curated record